AUGGAGCAAUCAAGAGUAACCGUCAUCGCACUUGUGUGCACUUUGUUCUUUGAAGACCAGAAAAUCUUAGGAACAGAAGUGGACAUCAGAGUUCAACCAGGACACAACAUCACUCUUUUCUGUGACUGUGCGAUUCCAUUUGGUUCACACAUCAUUUGGAUCAGAAACAGCUCACAUGAAAAUCAAUCAUCUCUAUUAAUAAAUACUGAGUACCUGUUCACGCAAACCUUUCCACAUUUCAGUUUUGUGUCCAAAAGCUCAAGUGACUAUUUUUGGGAUCUACAUAUUGAAAACAUCAGUGUCUCUGACCAAGGACUGUAUUAUUGUGGAAUAAUAGAAAGAAAAAUACGAAAUGAUGUAAAUGGCCUCAUAAUCGUUUCAGAUGAGUACCGGUAUGGAAACAGGAGAACUCGUCUCUCAGUAUUGGAGCCAGCAUCUCCUUUUGACGAGUCCACAAUCUCCAACCAUACUUUAUCAAUAAGCAGCCUCUGCUGGAAGCUGCUGUUCAGCGUGAGUCCUGUGUGUGUUCUCUUCUUCUUCAUCAUCUGUGUUUACUGCCUCUGUAAGAAGAAAACUACAGGUUCUGGAGCAGAUUGUGGGGAGAAAGCUGAAACACAGACUGAGAACAGACAUGAUGAGGGUGCAGAUGAAGUGUAUUAUACUUCAUUGAACACGGCUUCCAUACAACAAAAACAGCCGAAGAAAAAGAGAUUGUCCAGUGACUUUAGUGCUUAUUCUGAGGUCAGAUUUAAAAGAACAAACUGCUAAAGAGGAUUCUGGAAUUCUCUGUGAGCUCAGCUGUUUUGAAUAUGAUCAUCAGGUUUAACAUUAACUGAGUCAUUAGAAGUUAGUUUUGCUCUGUAACAGUAUUAAUGAAGUACGUUUUUAAAAAAGCCUGUAAUUUCAUACCUGUAAUCAUAAAAUUAUUGCUAUCAUUAAUUAUUAGUAUUUGUAAAAUUAAACCGUAUGUGUGGAUGUGGUCACUGUAAAUAAAGUGUUAAUAAAAAAUAAA
This is a messenger RNA of Xyrauchen texanus (razorback sucker), 1012 nucleotides long. RefSeq lists its product as uncharacterized. The record is from RefSeq and is a predicted model, not a curated record. The transcript has 5 exons. NCBI's taxonomy places the organism in Eukaryota, Metazoa, Chordata, Actinopteri, Cypriniformes, Catostomidae. The coding region runs from base 1 to 768 and encodes 255 amino acids.